UACUACUAGAAACGUUAGACUUGCCGGGCAUACGGUGAGAAUCUCAGCAUACAGAAGCAGUCAGUUUCGCUCUGGAUAUUUUACAACACCAAACCGCUCGGAUGUGCAAUAUGACUUUUGAAGAAACCAGUGGAGAGAAUUCUUCAGAAAGGAUGGAAUCGGUGCCUAAAGCAUUAGAGGAGGUCCUGAGCUCUGCAUUGCCUCAGGGUUGCAUCACCGUUGGAGUCUAUGAGGCAGCAAAAUCACUAAAUGCGGAUCCAGACAAUGUAGUGUUGUGUCUAUUGGCCACAGACGAUGAGGAGGAUGUGGCUCUCCAGAUUCAUUUCACCUUGAUCCAGGCAUUCUGCUGUGAGAAUGACAUCAACAUCCUGCGGGUGAGCAACAUGAGGCGUCUGGCAGAAAUACUCGGAGGAGUGAAAUCCGGAGGGGAGCCCAUUGACCUGCACUGUGUUUUAGUUACUAAUCCCCAGUCAUCACUGUGGAAGGACCCAGCACUAAGCAAAGUGACCAGAUUCUGCAGAGAAAGCCGUUGUUUGGAUCAGUGGGUGCCUGUUAUCAACCUGCCCGACCGAUGAAACUGCUUGGAAUAUUAAUGUUUUUUGUGCAUUGGGGAAAAAGUAACUGCACAAGGCCCGUGUUAAUGUCUGUGUUGGACUCCUUCGGAAAGUGCCCCAGAGAGAGAGAGAGAGAGAGAGAGACACAGGAGGGGCAGAAAAAAAGAACACAAGCAGCCAAAUGUUCCAACAAAUUUCCCAGGUCAUGGUGAACUCGUGUGCCAAGGAAGAGUGACUCAGCAGUCUGUGUUCCAGGAUUUCCAAUGUAUGACAGUGCCUUUCUCUGCCAAGAAAGAAGCCUUUACAGGAAACGUGAGCAGACAAGCACACGUGAUGGUGAGCACAAGCCAGGACUGGGUCAAAGUAGACAGAGAGCCUCGGUUGACAAGACUCCAAAAACUGGACCAUGCUGGAGUGGACCAGUCAUAGCUCUCAGCUUGAAGAAUUCCUCAUGAAAAUUCGACCAAAUCCUAGCAUUUCUUCAACAGCACAUGUAUGUAAUCGUAUUCAAGACUUCAUGUCACUUUGAUAAUUUAAAAGGGAAAGUUUUCAGUUUAUUGUUAUUAUUUUAAGGGCAAUGCAAUGUUUAGAUUUGUCCACUAACUAUUGCGUUGAUGUGUUAUUAAUUUAAUGAAUCUAUUUAUUGUGCAUAGUUCAUUGAAUUCUGCCUUGUUAAAUUUAAUGAAAUAAACAAACAACCAACAGUUUA
Perca fluviatilis (European perch) is the source of this 1263-nucleotide messenger RNA. It is a transcript of the gene gadd45ab, whose product is annotated as growth arrest and DNA-damage-inducible, alpha, b. Bases 102 to 575 code for a protein of 157 amino acids. Gene Ontology annotation, cellular component: cytoplasm; nucleus. Gene Ontology annotation, biological process: regulation of cell cycle. The transcript has 4 exons. The record is from RefSeq and is a predicted model, not a curated record. Lineage: Eukaryota; Metazoa; Chordata; Actinopteri; Perciformes; Percidae.